Cadophora gregata is the source of this 816-nucleotide messenger RNA. RefSeq lists its product as uncharacterized. Lineage: Eukaryota; Fungi; Ascomycota; Leotiomycetes; Helotiales; Ploettnerulaceae. The record is from RefSeq and is a predicted model, not a curated record. The coding region runs from base 1 to 816 and encodes 271 amino acids. The transcript has a single exon.
AUGAAGUACACCAUUACCCCAACGACACAACUGUCCAUUCCACUCGCGGUCAUUCUCAUCUUCACUCUGUCUUUCUCACUCGUCCCCCUCGUCUCAGCAGCACCAUACCGCCACCGCGUUGCCCACUCGGAUGCCCACUCGGAUGCCCACCCAAUCCAGCACCUCCACAGACAUGGAGUAAAUAACGAGACGGCUAGCACGGUUGCCAUACUGCCCGUUGAUGUGAAAAGUGGUGAAACAGAUGAGGAUAACUAUAGAAGAGAUGGUGGAGAGAAAGAAGAAGGUAUAGAUAUUGAAAUGCCAGUCAAGUUCACGCCGCGUACUAUUGUUGUGCAGUGGGUUGUUGAUCGAAUUGUGGCGAGAGUUCAGGAACGAGGAAAGGAUGGGGACGGGGAUGAAGAGAGCUUGCCAGACAAUACAGUUGAGGAAAAUGAGUCAGAUGACGAUGAACAGGUUAAGAUGGGAGACGAAAUAGAAGAGCGAACUUCAUCAAACGAAGAUAGUAUAAGCAGCAAAAACACACAGCAACAAGCCCGUACGGACGAAGAUCCGCACGAGAAAAUACGGGACAUUGCCAGAACUGGAAGGAUGCAGGAGAAUAAUAGCAUGGAAGGACUGUCCAGUCCGGAUGCGAGGAUAAGAUCCGAGGACGGAGAGAGUGGAGAGGGAACAGAACACAAAACCGAGAAACGACAACCAUGCACUAGUGGGCCUGGGCCAGAUGAUGCGGGUAGGGAAGAGGGGAUGGCGAUAUUGAUGGGGUGGACGGCGUUGGUGGGGUUGGUUGGGAUACUUGCUAUCGCACCUGCUGGGUAG